Messenger RNA from Ictalurus punctatus (channel catfish), 788 nucleotides. RefSeq names its product claudin j (gene cldnj). Gene Ontology annotation, cellular component: bicellular tight junction; plasma membrane. The record is from RefSeq and is a predicted model, not a curated record. Gene Ontology annotation, biological process: bicellular tight junction assembly; cell adhesion. Gene Ontology annotation, molecular function: structural molecule activity. The transcript has a single exon. Lineage: Eukaryota; Metazoa; Chordata; Actinopteri; Siluriformes; Ictaluridae. The coding region runs from base 1 to 633 and encodes 210 amino acids.
AUGGCUCUGCAGGUGCUGGGCAUCACGCUGUCUAUGAUCGGCCUGGCAGGUACCAUCAUAAUAUGCGCCCUGCCUAUGUGGAAGGUGACGGCGUUUGUGGGCACCAACAUCGUGGUGGCGCAGGUCUUCUGGGAGGGCCUGUGGAUGACCUGCGUGUAUGAGCGCACGGGCCAGAUGCAGUGCAAGCUGUACGACGCUCUGCUCGACCUGGACCCAACACUGCAGGCCUCGCGUGGCCUUGUUGUCACCACCAUGGCACUUGCGUGUCUUGGGUUCCUCAUCUUCCUGCUGGGAGCCGAGUGCACCAACUGUCUCAGCAAUCCACGGGCCAAGGCUAGGAUCGUCGUGGCGUCUGGGAUCACUUUCAUGCUCUCGGGGCUUGGCACCGCAAUUCCCGUUUCCUGGACGGCUGACACCAUCAUCAGGGACUUCCAUAACCCUGUAGUGCAUGAGGCGCUGAAGAGAGAGAUGGGUGCUGCCAUAUAUGUAGGCUGGGUGACAGCGGGAUUCUUGUUUGUUGGAGGGGCAAUUCUCUGCACCAGCUGCCCACCAGAGAGGGUCAAGCACUUCUCCAGGCUUACGGCAACAAAAUCAGGCAACCAAAGCAGCUAUGCACUUAAAAACUAUGUGUAAGUUGAAGACAUGACCUGUUCAUCACUGAGGUGAAUGUGCCACCAUGUUACAAAAGGGUAUUCUUACAAUUUGCAUUUUUUCAGAUCUAAAAAUAAUUUGUUUUGUGUCAUAUACAAUAAUCAAUUUGGUUGAAAUCUUACUUGAGUUUAACUUAC